Messenger RNA from Dama dama (fallow deer), 2534 nucleotides. It is a transcript of the gene TRMT2A, whose product is annotated as tRNA methyltransferase 2 homolog A. NCBI's taxonomy places the organism in Eukaryota, Metazoa, Chordata, Mammalia, Artiodactyla, Cervidae. Gene Ontology annotation, biological process: RNA processing. The record is from RefSeq and is a predicted model, not a curated record. Bases 1 to 2370 code for a protein of 789 amino acids. Gene Ontology annotation, molecular function: nucleic acid binding; RNA methyltransferase activity. The transcript is spliced from 13 exons.
AUGGGCGCGGCGGCGGCGGCGGCGGCGGCGGCGGCUCGGCGGGCUCGGUCGUCGCGGGCUCCGCGGGCUCUCGGCGGCUGCUCGCAGAUCCUUCCUCCGCGUCUGGCGCCGGCGCCUCCCGCCCGCCCGCUGGCUCGCUCACUCGCUCUUCCCUCCGCCCCGCGACCCGAACCCCGACCCCUGACCCCGGCGGCGGGAAACGCGCCGCUAUUCAAAACCGGCGCAGCUUUAUUGGGCUCGCGCGGCGGACACUCGCAUUGUCCGGCCCGCCCCGCGCUUCCCGCCAAAACGCCCGCGGCGCAUGCCCGGCCAGCCAGGCAGAGACGCGCCUUCUGCGCUGUGCACGCCGGCGGCCCGGCGGGAGGGCGGCAGGCUCAGGUAGCAGGCGGGCGCGGGCCCCUGGCGGGCGGGCGGCGCAGCGCGUGGCCGAGGCCCGGCCCCGAGCACCGGGGGUUCGAGUCCCGGGCCCCUCCCAGGCCGCAGCCGGACGGUGUGCGCUCCAGGCCCCAGGCGAGGGGGCGGACGCUGCGGACGAUGGGGGACGAGCUGGACGGCGAAGGCCAGGCGCACGUCGGGGAUCCCGGCCAGGACGGCGCCGCGGCGCCGGGCCCGCGGCGGGAGGAGGAGCAGGCAGCGGCGGCCGGGCUGGCGGGGCCGGGGCCCUACGGAUACAUCCGGGCCGGCCUGUUCACCUCGGAGGUCUUCAAGCUGGAGCUGCAGAACGUGCCGCGCCACGCCAGCUUCAGCGACGUGCGGCGCUUCUUGGGCCGCUUCGGGCUGCAGCCCCACAAGACGAAGCUCUUCGGGCAGCCGCCCUGCGCCUUCGUGACUUUCCGCAGCGCCGCCGAGCGCGACAAGGCCCUGUGCGUGCUGCACGGGGCGCUUUGGAAGGGCCGCCCGCUCAGCGCGCGCCUGGCCAGGCCCAAGGCUGACCCCUUGGCCAGGAAGAGGCGGCAAGAAGACCGGGGGGAGCUCUCCGCCGGCCCGGCCGCGUGCGUCGCCGACGUGGUGACCCCUCUCUGGGCCGUUCCCUACGAGGAGCAGCUGGAGCGGAAGCGGCAGGAGUGUGAGCAAGUGCUGCAGAAGUUGGCCAGGGAGAUCGGGAGCACCAACCGCGCCUUGUUGCCCUGGCUGCUCUCACAGAGGCACAAGCACAACAAGGCCUGCUGCCCGCUGGAGGGCAUCCGGCCCUCCCCCCAGCAGACCGAGUAUCGGAACAAAUGCGAGUUCCUGGUUGGUGUUGGCGUGGACGGGGAGGACAACACAGUGGGCUGCCGGCUCAGCAAGUACAAGAGCGGGACGUGUGCCGUGGCAGCCCCCUUCGACACCGUGCACAUCCCUGGGGCCACCAAGCAGGUGGUGAAGUCGUUCCAGGAGUUCAUCCGGUCCACUCCCUACUCAGCAUACGACCCGGAGACAUACUCAGGUCACUGGAAGCAGCUGACCGUGCGUACCAGCCGCCGCGGCCAAGCCAUGGCCAUUGCCUACUUCCACCCACAGAACCUGAGCCCAGAGGAGCUGGCGGGGCUGAAGACAUCUCUGGCACAGUACUUCAUGGAGGGACCGGGCAAGGCCAGUGGGGUGACCUGCCUCUACUUCGUGGAGGAAGGACAGCGAAAGACCCCCAGCCAGGAGGGCCUGCCUCUGGAGCACGUGGCCGGGGACCGAUGCAUCCGUGAGGACGUGCUUGGGCUGACCUUCCGCAUCUCUCCCCACGCCUUCUUCCAGGUGAACACCGCUGCAGCUGAGGUGCUCUACGCGCUCAUCCGGGACUGGGCCCAGCUGGACGCGGGCAGCACGGUGCUGGACGUGUGCUGUGGCACAGGCACCAUCGGCCUGGCCCUGGCCCGGAAGGUGAAGAGAGUCGUGGGGGUCGAGCUGUCCCAGGAGGCUGUGGAGGAUGCACGGGUGAACGCCCUGGACAACGAGCUGAGCAACGUGGAAUUCCACUGCGGCAGGGCCGAGGAGCUGGUGCCCACCCUGGUGAGCAGGCUGGCCUCCCAGCAGCUCGUGGCCAUUCUGGACCCGCCCCGUGCCGGCCUGCACUCCAAGGUGGUCCUGGCCGUGCGCCGAGCAGAGAACCUGCGGCGGCUGCUGUAUGUGUCCUGCAACCCGCGGGCAGCCAUGGGCAACUUCGUGGACCUCUGCAGGGCCCCGUCCAACCGCGUCAAGGGCAUUCCCUUCCGGCCAGUCAAGGCUGUGGCCGUGGACAUGUUCCCUCAGACCCCGCACUGUGAGAUGCUCAUUCUCUUUGAGAGGGUGGAGCACCCCAAUGGUGCGGGGGCCCUGGAGCCCCACAAGUCUGUGGUCCAGAUCCCACCAGCACCCCCAGGUGACACCCCACCGGAAGCCAGGUCCUCCCCAACUUAGGGGCUGCAGAAACCAACCCUUCUGCAAUACCUGGACAGCCAUAGGCAGAGCCUGGGGUCCUCAAGGCCCACCCAGGAUGGCCAGGCAGCUACAGAGGCCACCAAGCCUGUCCCUCACCCCCAAAUGGGCCACAAGGACUGGAAUAAACAAGUGCUGAACCGCCA